Moneuplotes crassus is the source of this 1299-nucleotide messenger RNA. The record is from the annotation of a GenBank genome assembly. Lineage: Eukaryota; Ciliophora; Spirotrichea; Euplotida; Euplotidae.
AUGGCUUACCACGAAAUAUUUGACUUGUACUCACUUUUAUUUCUGAUAUUUUAGAGCAUUACAGAAGAAUUAUAAGAAGAAAAAUUCAGUGCUGUCUCCUGCAUUUGAUCCAUUGACUUCAGUGGGGUCGUAUGCGAGUAUUUUAAGGAGCAAGGAUAGGUCACAGGAGAGGAUUUAUAAUUAGGAUGAAGGAAAAGUUUGAGAAGCGUUUGAAGAGGGGUAAUUUUAGCCAGCCCAAGAGGAGGGGUAGUGUGUUGAAGGAGAGGAAGAAAAGUGAUGAGAUAGUGGAUUAUAAUGAGGUUUUAAAUGAACAGAUUCUUAACAUUAACCCUCUUAACACAAUCUCAAAAGAAGAUGAAAACUAUAACCCAAAACUAAGUCGAUGCGAUAGCCGAGAGAGUAUAGACAAGCCAUACUCUCUGUCAAAGCCUAUAUACUACCCAACACAGCCAAUCUUGGAUCUAAACCAACCCAAUUUCCAGCUCCCUCGACUCAAAAACCCUUCUCUAAUCCCCCGUUCCUUCACUAAGACCGAGAAGAAAGCAGAAACUAUGCCUUUCCCUUCCAAAGGCGCCUGCUCACCCAAUUCAAAAUCCCAUAUAUUAUCUCGCAAACAAAUUCUAAAAGCUCUGCACAAGUCUCACCUGAAGUCAGUCUCUUUGCGGACAAUCUUGACGCCCAAGCAGAUACAAUCUAUUAAGAUAACUCCGACUGCCAAUAAUCCUAGCAAAGAUAAAUCUAAGUCUCCAAAAUAAGCAACAAAAAAGGAAGAUUAUUCCUGUAAAUCUGAUAGAAAAAUCUGGGGCUUUAGGCUCUUUGGCAUCAAGAAAAAAUCAUAGCAUGGUUAAGAAUAACUCUUUAAAGAAAAUCAAAGUAGGUAGCAAAGAAAGAAUCAGCAAGAAGACAUUACCAGAAAUAGCUUCUGGCAAUAAAAAGAUAGUCUCCCUGAGAGAUUUCGAAGGCAAAAAUUCCUUUAGAUUCAGAGAUUUUGAAAAAGAAAAGUCUGCUCGAGCUAGAAAAGAGUUGAAAUAGCCAAAAGAAAAUGCCUAUAAAUUUAUUCUUUAACCAAGUUUCGAAAGUGAAACUAUACAACAAGAAGAACCAUACAAUUAAAAGAAAGAGGGAGAAGCCAAAUAUGGUCAACGUGAGUAUCCCGAACCAGCAAGAGAUGGCUAAAAUUUUGGACAAAUCGCAAGAGCGGCAGAAUUUCCUGAAGAAGACCCAUGUCUCCGUAGGUACCAUCCUUGAAUAUGGCAAGUUAUCAUAAGUCUGCCUCCCCCAUUCUGAGCUGUUGUGCAU